CUCCCUUUCUUUAAAAAAGCCUGGUUUUGUUUUCUUCUUCUUCUUUUUCUCUCUCUUUAUUUUCUUCUUGUUGAGUAGUUCUUUCAAUAUGCAAAAUCAUAUCAUCAAUCAAACUAAGCCAGUUCAUGUUAAUUCUUAUGUAAAUGCUGAUAGGUAAGAAAAAGGUUCACAAAAUACAUUCAUUUAAAUUAAAUAAAUAUGCAAAAAAAAAAGAGAGAGAAAGAAGCAUUUGUAUACAUGUAUAUGUGUUCCUUCUUUGGAAUCAUCUACUAAAAGAACAUAUGUCUCACCAAAGGAUUAUCAAAAAAGAAAGAGUAGCACAACUAUGGGUCAAUCUAUCCAUAUGUCAUCUACACAGAAACGAAGAAAAGUAACGAAACCAAAAAAAAUUAUAUUAGGAAAGCCAUGCACUGGUAAACAAAAGAUGAAUUUAGAAGAAUUGAAAGCGCUAAGUCGACAAGUUAGACCUAAUCAUACAACAGUAUCAUUAUCCCCCUUAACAAAUUUAAACUGCCGCAGUACUUUAAAUCAUCAUGAAGAAAAUAUUAUCUUACUUAGUCGUAACUUGAGAGAGAAUUUAUUCAGAGCGAAAUCAAGAAUGAUGGAUAGUUUAAAGAAUUCAAACGAACCUCAAGCACUUCAGAUCUAUAAAGAUUUAAUGAAUCAAUCGUCAACAACUACUUCUACUUCUUCUUCUGAUAAUAGUAGUCGCAUCUCUUCAGAGUCAACAAGUCAUAGUGAAGAUGAAGAUGAUUGUAGUAGCGUAAGCACUUUAUCUUCUCUUCAACUUCGCCUUGUAACAGAUGAAUCAGGUCAUGUGUCUGUAGUUUCAUCUGAUUAUCCAACUCCUUCAUCUAAGGUCUCUAUUCCCUCAAUAUUUGACAUGGAUAUAAAACAAGAAAACAAUCCUCUAUUUCAUAUACAAGAUCCUAUUACUAUCACUACUCCUACAACUACUACUACUACUACUACUACUACUUCUUUUAUGUCUUUAUAUACCCCUCAUGAUUACCCUUCUAUGAUGUUGGAUAUGGAAUUAUUUUUAUCUAAUCAUCCUUAUUGGACAUUAUUAGAAAAAAGCAAUGAUUAUUCUCAAAGUACUACUACUACUACUACUACGACACCGGAUGUUACUGAAGAGCAAAUCAAUUCUUGGUUACAACGUGGUGGUCAUAAUGAUACCAUUACUAUGGCCACAGAUCAAGAACUUGCAGCUUUACUAGACUUUGAUGACAUGUAAACAUAAUAUAGCCUAUUCACACAAAAGGCUGUAUAUAUACGUACAUACAUACAUACAUGUAUAUAUACAAAUAUGAAUAUCUAUCUAUCUCUGUGUGUGUAUGUGUUUAUAAUUCGCAUAAUAUCCCUUACCCUCCCUUUUCCCUCUUUCUCUACUUAUUUCCUUCACAUCUCCCUUUUCAUCAUACAACACACACAUUAUUUAUGGAAAAAAAAAAGGAAAAAGCAAAAGACAAUUCUUAUAUAAAGAAUGAUAACUAUACUAUUUUUGAAUACUUCAUUGCUGUUACUUAAAGUUGCGCUAAAUGAAAAAAAUUCCUGGUAAUAUUUAAAUAUUUAUAACGAC
Molecule: messenger RNA, 1585 nt
Organism: Cokeromyces recurvatus
Lineage: Eukaryota; Fungi; Mucoromycota; Mucoromycetes; Mucorales; Mucoraceae
Exons: 3
Coding region: 326-1240 (304 amino acids)
Source: RefSeq, a predicted model, not a curated record